AUGACUUUAAUGCUCAAAAAUUUAUCAACUCCAGUAAUUGAUUAUUCACCAGAUAAUUUACAAUGGUAUCAACGAGAUCCAGAUAGAGGGACUCAAUGUGGAUUAAAAUGGGCAUUUAUUAAUAAUACUAACGGAAUUGAUGAAGAAAAGGAAUUAAAAGAUUUAAUCCAAUUAAAUGGAUUACAUAGAUUAAUUAAUACAUUUAAUGGAAUUAGUCCUGGACCAACAAUAGUUGUCCCCCUUGGAGCAGAAGUUGUUAUUCGUAUAAAAAACAGAAUGCAUUCAAAAUCGUUUACUGUUCAUGUACAUGGUGUUGAUAAAAUUAAUCGUUGGUGGACAGACGGCGUUCCCUUUAUACAGCAAUGCCCAAUUUCUUCAAAUACUGAUUAUUCUUACAGAUUUAUUGCUGAUACUCCUGGCACACAUUGGUAUCAUGAUCCUUCACAACUUUAUUUAGACAGACUACAUUGGAGACGUAAAUGGAUUGGACAUUCAUUAGAUAAUGAGAAAGAAUUGCCAGAUGGAACUGGUUGUGAAAGAGUUGAAAGAACGUUUGAUGGAACCCUUUCAAGAGAAAUACCUGUUUCUGCAAUAAUUAUUGGAAGUAAAGGAUGGCAUAAUCAAACAGAUAUUAUUAAUAGACCAUCUAGAUUACCUUUAACUACUUUUGGUAUUGAAAUAGGUAAAUAACUAUGAAAAUACAAGGGAAAAUAAGAUAUCAAUAAUGCUAAGACAAAUAAACUGAGAAACGGAAAUGAACAAAAAUACGAAAAAAUUUUAAUAAAAAUGUGGCAAAAUAUGGUGAAGAAAGCUAUGCAUUUAGAACUAACAAAAAAUAUAAAAUAAUA
Messenger RNA from Meloidogyne enterolobii, 848 nucleotides. NCBI's taxonomy places the organism in Eukaryota, Metazoa, Nematoda, Chromadorea, Rhabditida, Meloidogynidae. The record is from the annotation of a GenBank genome assembly.